AACAUAAACCUGUUUAGUUCAGUGACGUUUCGCCUAUGUUUUUGUGUCGUGCGUGCCAGCAGUUGCCGAGAAGUUAAUACAAUUUGCGUGAAUUUGUGCAUUGGAAAGAAUAAAAAAACCGCUGUUUACAGCGGCUGCAACAAUAACAAGUGAAUGUGUUGUUUUUUUACGCCGUAUGCGUUUGCAUAUUGCGUUUGUGCAACUUGAAACUUAACAAGAAGAGACAAAACUGCAGUUGGAGUCGAAUGAAAUGAGCUAGUCCUCAACUGUGGCUGAUAAUAUCGCAUCUAAACAGGGAAAAUGGACAACCGGUGACAGUAAAUACAGAUUUGUGGUCGCAAAGUUUUUAACUAUGCAUCGACCGAUUAACAAAACAUUUAUCAAGACAGUGUGUGUCGCAAAAUAGUGUCUCGGAAAUGGGUGACAGGUUGAAACAUCCAUUUAAGGUGAAACCAAAGACAGUUUUUGUGACGAACGCAGUGAAUUCAGGAUGAUGGAUGUCUUAUCUGAUUUAUCCCCCUUGAGUCCGGGGCUGAUCGACGAGCUGGAGGCGUUCAUGGCGCCGACGGGCGAGGGCUGCGGGUUCCCGCCGCCGCCCGACUCACGGCGCAUCGGAAGCCACCAGCUCCCAGAAAGCCCUCCCGACUCAGGGUCAGAGAACCCCUACUCGCCCGAGCUGACGACACAGGCGCUAGCCCCAGAGUACCUGCUGGUGCACGAUCCCCUGCCCGCCCACGAGCUGAUGCAGGGCGGCGGGUUCAUGUACGAGGAGCGGCUGGGCGACGUCAACGUGUUGCCGCAGGACCCAAAUCUAGCAGACCUAGGCCUACGCCCGGUGCGCCACGACCUCGGCCUCACGGACAUCACCUACACCCGGUACAAUCAGCUGGGAGAGCUGGAGCAAGGGAUUAUGAACCCUCAGCUGGUGACAAUAGGGCACGAGCCGCUCACCCCAGUGUACACGAACUUGCAAGAGCCGAGUGUGAAGAAGAGGAAACACUCGCAAGAUGUGAACUCGCAAGUCAAGUGUGAACCAGCAGUCCUCUCGCCAGACAGCCUGUCCCCCCCCUGCGCCCCCCGCGCGGCCCCGCCCUCAGUGGACGGGUCGGAGGCAGGAGACGAGGCGCCGUUCCAGUGCAUACGCUUCGCAACGUUCCAGCAGGGCUGCUGGCACGCGCUUUAUGACCAGAACUUGAAGCCUUUACAAGCCCCAUCCUACGUAGUGGGUGCCGACAAAGGGUUCAACUUCUCCCAGAUAGACGAGGCCUUCGUCUGCCAGAAGAAGAACCACUUCCAGGUGACCUGUCAGCUGCAGAUGGCUGGGGACGCGCAUUAUGUGAAGACCGCUGAGGGGUUCAAGAAGAUUAGCAGCUUCUUCUUGCAUUUUUAUGGGGUUAAGGCUGAGGAUCCAUCACAAGAAGUGAGAGUAGAACAAAGUCAAUCGGACCGAACAAAGAAGCCCUUCCACCCAGUACCUGUGGAGCUCCGUCGCGAAGGCACAAAAGUGACCGUGGGCCGUUUACACUUCGCCGAGACGACCAACAACAACAUGCGCAAGAAGGGGCGCCCCAACCCGGACCAGAGGCACUUCCAGCUGGUGGUGGCUCUCCGGGCGCACUGCCAGCACCAGGAGUUCAUGAUCGCCGCGUCGGCUAGUGAUAGGAUUAUUGUCAGGGCAUCGAACCCGGGUCAGUUCGAGUCAGACUGCACGGAGAACUGGUGGCAGCGCGGCGCGUCCGACAACAGCGUGCACUUCCACGGCCGCGUCGGCAUCAACACUGACCGCCCCGACGAGUCCUGUGUCAUCAAUGGAAACCUGAAAGUAAUGGGACAUAUCGUGCACCCGUCGGAUGCCCGAGCCAAGCACAACAUUGAAGAGUUGGACACGGCGCAGCAACUCAAGAAUGUACAGAGCAUACGCGUUGUCAAAUUCAACUACGACCCCUCAUUCGCGGAGCACUCCGGUCUCCUCGGCUUCGACCCGACCAGCCCCACGCCCUCGCAGGACACCGGUGUCAUCGCACAGGAGGUGCGCCGCGUCAUUCCCGAGGCCGUGAAGGAGGCUGGUGACGUCACGCUGCCUAAUGGGGACACUAUACCGAAGUUCCUUGUUGUUAAUAAGGAUCGUAUCUUCAUGGAGAACAUUGGUGCCGUCAAAGAACUGUGCAAGAUGACCGGCAACCUGGAGUCCAGGAUCGACCAGCUCGAGAGGAUCAACAAGAAACUGUGCAGAAUUACUACACUGCAGCGGCGAGACAGCGCGCGCUCUAGUAUUAGUAAUGACUCAAGAUUCUCCGGCCUAUCCAACACAUCCAAAUCACUGUACAGUGACGGAAACAUCUCCAUAGAACAAAUACGUGACAUCGCGCGCAACAUCCGGCGACACGAGUGUUGCCACAAACUCAGCCAUAACUCCCCUAAAUACACCCGGAAACAGUGCAAGAGUUGCCAUCAAAGUAGCACUUACACGAAAUUCGGGAAACACUACAACUCUAACAAGACAAGCAAUUGCGUCAGAUACAACAAGCAUGAAAGCAAGACAACGGAUCAUGUUUGCUCGUUGGAUUAUCCUAAUGCACCUGUCUAUGUUGAUAGUCUUGACUCCAAGACGGUAAAGAGUUGUGCAGCGACUGAGGAUAACCACUACAGUACAAUCACAAAGAAGAAGGACAAUUGUCUAUGGGUCCGCAGUUCGGAGAGUGAUAAUUUCUGCGGUAGUUCGCUACCGUUCUGCUGCAGACGGAAAGACAGGACGUAUGGAGACUCCGAGUUGAUCUCGAAUAAAUUUCUGCAGAUCGUUAUAACGAUUCUCAUCUUUAUCAUGGCCGUAUGUCUAGUGGUGAUGUCGGCACUCUACUUCAGAGAGCACCAGGAGCUCAUAUCCAUGAAGGAGAUCCGGAUGCACGACAAGUUCAGUCAGUACGCGAGCUACGGGAAGUUUCCGAAUGUACACACGACGCCGCCGCACCGGGCCACGGCCAGCCCGGAUGUGCACCAGAACCAGAUACAGUAUUCAAAACAUUCACAACAUGCAACAGCAAAGAAAGUAGCAAAAGAAAAAGGCACGCACAAAACGACAGCUGAAUACGUAACCACGCCAUCUGUUGUGUCUGAGCCGUACUCUCUACCCACACUCUCCACUAUACCCGUCACUGCACUGCACGCCUCAAAGAACUACGUCAAACAAGUGCUACAUAUCGACCAGCCAUCCUCCCACAUGCCUCGCGCCGAUCGUCCAGUGACAAUGACUCGAGGAGCGGACGUCGUUGGCAGUGGCUGCGCGCUAGAAAACGCUCUAAAUGCUGAGUUGGAUGCUGAUUGUCAGUCAUCGUGCAGCCUGGACCCGCCUCAAGCUUAUGACAACCAAGAACCUUUAGAACGAAACAAUCCGGACAAGGACUUGAACGAAACCACUAACUUCGCUCGUCCUCUGGAACCAGUUCCCAAUGACAAUCAUGUCGUUAUACCACAACCAGUUAUCCCCGAGAAAAACAUCUCAGAGACACUAAAAAGUGAUAACGACGCUCUCAAAAUCCAGCUACAUGACCCUGGAUAUAUUAAUAUAGCCGAAUCAAAUUUACUUGAUAAUAACAGCAACAAGAUUAUAAACGUAACAGAAAAUGACACGUCUAGUAGGAUGAAAAGAGAUGCGCUAAAGAAACUAGACAUGAAUAAAUCAAAGAUUAGACAAAAUACGAGUCCCAAAGUUUUGAAGAAAAUAUUCAACAGAAAUAGGAGGGAAACAAAUGAUGAGUAUUCCAGAAUAAGUUCUGAGGCAGAUGAAAUGACGCUAAACGGUGAUGUGAAUCAGUCAGAUGAAACUGGUGGUAUGCAAGACUGCGACACCGUGACCUUCGGCGUGAAAGGCAAAACCUUCAGCAACGACACUAUGUUUGAGGAGACGGUGUGUGCCAACGCCUUCUACAACAUUAGCUACGUCGUUCCCGUGUCCAAGUGCUUGAAAGAGAAACACAUCAACAUGAAUUUCAAAUCAACAAAACUGAAGCAGCUGAGCCUCUGCGACCUGCAGUGCAAGUACGACACGGCGAAGAGCUGCCUGCUGAACCGGGAGUUCGCGAAGCCGGACUACGACCAGGGCUGGGCGUCGCAGAUGACGCUGGACUGCAACAUGGACCGGGAAGUGAAGCUGAGGGGAUCCAUGGUGCAGCAGCAGAAGGACCUAUGUUUCCUGACGCCGGAGCAGAAGAUACCAUUCGUAGAAUACAACAUCCGUAUUUAUAGGGAUUGUCACAAUUAGUAUUUAGUUUCCUAGAAAACUUCUUCUUACGUAAUAAGUCUACCUAUACUUUGUUAAAUACAGCAUGAGUCUUAUGACGUUUGCUUGACAGAUGGUGUAUUAGUCUAUGACAGAUGCUUAUGCCUGGUAAAGAAAGUUAAUUUCCCUUGAAAACUAA
Molecule: messenger RNA, 4415 nt
Organism: Plutella xylostella (diamondback moth)
Lineage: Eukaryota; Metazoa; Arthropoda; Insecta; Lepidoptera; Plutellidae
Source: RefSeq, a predicted model, not a curated record